ACACAGAGACAAUUAAAAAAAUUAUCGAUUAUUCAAUAUGUCGGAACUUGUAAAAGACGGAAAUAUAAACGAUUUUAUGGAACGGUUCAGAGAUCACAAAUUUUAUUCCAUAAGUAAAUACCAAAACUGGUUCGAUGAAUUACCAAUCAAACAACAUCAAUACAGAACACAUGACAGUCAUGCAGCGGGUUAUUCAAAAUAAAAUAUACGUAUGCAGCUAAAGUAUGAGAUGGUAUUGGAAAGAUGCCAGUGUAAUGGGUUCUCAAAAUCAGGAAACCACAGAGCAUAUGUGACUGGGUGUAAUGCAGUCCAUAAACUUAAAGUAAGUCCUGACGGCACCUACUUGUAUUUCGACCAGAAGUAUUGGAAUUGGGAACACAAUCACAUCAAAACAUACGAUGUUUUACAACAAGAACACCGUGCUCGCGUUAAAAGUCAAAGAAGUAUGAAGACUGUAAAAGAUCAGCCACCAAAGAAAAAGUUGAAAACUGUCCAACAAGGAUGUGAUACAGAAAUGUUUCACAAAAAUCGCCGAAGUCGGGACGUUGCAACCCAAACACUUGCUUCAAAUAUAAACGAUGACUACGAAAUCCUUUUCACUCGUCGUGGAAACCAAUGUGCUAAAAAACCAGCAGCACAAGGUUGUCGAUGCGAUAAAAUUUCGAGAGAAAAACGAGCCAAUUUAAAAAAGGAGACAACACAAGUAUCUGGCGUCCUUGUUAAAAAUCCUUUUUCAUUGAAACGUCAACAACGUGUUAAACUUUUAAAUGAUGUAUUUGAUGUUACUAAUACAAAAAAUCGUGAUGGUCAAUCGAAACCUGUUGGAGACAAUAAAAAACCUGAUAAUGAUUCAAAAAUUGAUGAUUCUGAUGCUGAUAAGUUGGAACCAGUUAAAAAUGAUGAAAAAAUUGAUAAUAAUGGUGAACUUGUUGUUGCUAAUAGUGCUUAUCGGAAAUACCAUAAAAAAGUUUAUGUUCCGGCUAAGCGUAUAACUCGCUCAUCCACCAAAAAUCAAGUUAUUUAA
This is a messenger RNA of Aphidius gifuensis, 1024 nucleotides long. RefSeq lists its product as uncharacterized. The record is from RefSeq and is a predicted model, not a curated record. The transcript has 3 exons. Lineage: Eukaryota; Metazoa; Arthropoda; Insecta; Hymenoptera; Braconidae. Bases 212 to 1024 code for a protein of 270 amino acids.